Microtus ochrogaster (prairie vole) is the source of this 3545-nucleotide messenger RNA. It is a transcript of the gene Exosc10, whose product is annotated as exosome component 10. Gene Ontology annotation, biological process: nuclear polyadenylation-dependent snoRNA catabolic process; poly(A)-dependent snoRNA 3'-end processing; exonucleolytic trimming to generate mature 3'-end of 5.8S rRNA from tricistronic rRNA transcript (SSU-rRNA, 5.8S rRNA, LSU-rRNA). NCBI's taxonomy places the organism in Eukaryota, Metazoa, Chordata, Mammalia, Rodentia, Cricetidae. The record is from RefSeq and is a predicted model, not a curated record. Gene Ontology annotation, cellular component: nucleolus; nuclear exosome (RNase complex). Gene Ontology annotation, molecular function: nucleotide binding; single-stranded RNA binding; 3'-5'-RNA exonuclease activity.
GGUAGCGGAGAGGCCACCUAUGCGCACGCGCGCUGAGCCCGCCUCGGUCAGCCGGAUCAAUCUCGCGAGAAGAGCCACCCUAGGACGGAAAGAUGGCGCCUCCCAGUCCCCGGGAGCAUCAGGCCGCGGCGGCCACCAGCGCUACCAAGCCUGACGAGGAGAUGGUGCUGCCUGGCUUCCCCGACGCAGACAGCUUCGUAAAAUUUGCCCUUGGGUCAGUAGUGGCGGUGACCAAGGCAUCUGGGGGCCUGCCACAGUUUGGCGACGAGUAUGACUUUUACCGAAGUUUUCCCGCCUUCCAGGCGUUUUGUGAAACCCAAGGAGACAGGUUGCUUCAGUGCAUGAGUAGGGUAAUGCAGUACCAUGGGUGUCGCAGCAACAUUAAGGAUCGCAGGACCGUGACUGAAUUGGAGGACAAGUUCGAUUUACUGGUUGAUGCCAACGAUGUGAUUUUGGAGAGAGUGGGUAUAUUACUGGAUGAAGCAUCAGGUGUGAAUAAGCACCAACAGCCCGUCCUCCCUGCAGGACUGCAGGUCCCCAAAACAAUAGUGUCUAGCUGGAACCGGAAGGCAGGAGAAUAUGGGAAAAAAGCAAAAUCUGAGACUUUCCGACUGCUGCAUGCAAAAAACAUCCUCCGACCUCAGCUCAGAUUUCGGGAGAAGAUUGAUAAUUCCAACACUCCCUUUCUUCCCAAAAUCUUUGUCAAGCCCAAUGCUCGGAAGCCCCUCCCUCAGGCUCUCUCAAAAGAAAGGCGGGAACGUCCACAGGAUCGUCCUGAGGACCUGGACGUGCCCCCUGCCCUGGCAGAUUUCAUCCAUCAGCAGAGGACCCAGCAGGUUGAACAGGACAUGUUUGCACAUCCUUAUCAGUAUGAACUCGAUCACUUCACUCCACCUGAGUCAGUGCUUCAGAAGCCGCAGCCACAGUUGUACAGACCUGUGGAAGAGACACCCUGCCACUUCGUAUCCUCCCUGGACCAACUCGUGGAGCUCAACGAGAAGCUCCUGGGUUGUCAGGAGUUUGCAGUGGAUCUAGAGCAUCACUCAUACAGAAGCUUCCUAGGAUUGACCUGCCUGAUGCAAAUUUCCACCCGGACAGAAGACUUCAUCAUUGACACCCUAGAGCUUCGAAGUGACAUGUACAUUCUCAAUGAGAGCCUCACAGACCCGGCCAUCGUUAAGGUCUUCCAUGGUGCUGACUCUGACAUAGAGUGGCUACAGAAAGACUUCGGGCUCUAUGUGGUGAACAUGUUUGACACACACCAGGCAGCACGGCUUCUCAACCUGGCUCGUCACUCACUUGACCAUCUGCUGAGACUGUACUGUGGUGUGGAGUCAAACAAGCAGUAUCAGCUGGCAGAUUGGAGGAUACGCCCUCUGCCAGAGGAAAUGCUGACCUACGCCCGGGAUGACACCCAUUACCUGCUUUACAUCUAUGACCGCAUGAGGCUGGAGCUUUGGGAGAGAGGCAACGACCAGCCUGUCCAGUUGCAGGUGGUGUGGCAGCGGAGCAGGGACAUAUGCCUCAAGAAAUUUGUCAAGCCUGUCUUUACGGACGAGUCCUACCUUGAGCUGUAUCGAAAGCAGAAAAAGCAUUUGAACUCACAGCAGCUGGCAGCCUUUCAGCUGCUGUUUUCCUGGAGGGAUAAAACAGCCCGCAGGGAGGAUGAGAGCUACGGAUAUGUUCUACCCAAUCACAUGAUGCUAAAGAUAGCCGAGGAACUGCCUAAGGAACCUCAAGGCAUCAUAGCUUGCUGCAACCCAGUCCCACCUCUUGUUCGGCAGCAGAUCAAUGAGAUGCAUCUCUUAAUCCAGCAGGCUCGAGAGAUGCCUCUGCUCAAGUCUGAAACUGCAGCUGGAGUGAAGAAGAGCGGACCACUGCCUAGCGCCGAGAGAUUGGAGAAUGAGCUCUUUGGACCCCAUGACUGUUCCCACGCCCCUCCAGAUAACUACUCGAUCACCCCAACUGAUGGGUCUGUGCCACUUCAGAAACAGCCAAGCCUCUUUGCUGAGGGCGAAGAAAAGACCUCUGUGGAUGCCAGAUGCCUUCUUGCUACAGCCAUCAUCACUAUCUUUAGUGAACCUAGUGCUGAGGAAAAUGGAAAGACUCCAUUGACGGUGGCACAGAAAAAAGCCCAGAACAUAAUGGAGUCCUUUGAAAACCCAUUUAGAAUGUUCCUGCCUUCUCUGGAACACAAGGCCCACAUUUCUCAAGCAGCAAAGUUUGAUCCUUCUUCAAAAAUCUAUGAAAUCAGCAACCGCUGGAAGCUGGCCAGCCAGGUCCAGAAAGAACCUAAAGAAGCAACCACGAAAAAGGCUGCUGAGCAAACAGCUGCCCGGAAACAGGCAAAGGAGGAGUCUGAGGCUGCUGCGCUGGAACAGGCCAUCCCGGUGCGGCAACAGGCCGCACUAGAAAAUGCCACUAAGAAGAGAGAGAGAGCCACAAGUGACCUAAGGACCACAGAACAAAAGCAGGAGAAGAAACGGUUGAAAAGCUCCAAGAAACCCAAGGAUCCAGACCCCCCAGGAAAGGAUUUCACACCUUACGACUACAACCAGUCAGACUUCAGGGCCUUUGCUGGGGACAGCAAAUCCAAGCCCUCCUCCCAGUUUGACCCAAAUAAGCCGGCACCUUCUGGCAAGAAAUGUGUUACAGCCAAGAAAUAUAAACAGUCGAUGGGGAACAAAAGCAUGUCGUUUCUGGCUGGGAAGUCAGACAGAGGCUUCCGGCACAACUGGCCAAAGAGAUAGUGUUGGAGAGAUUCCUGGGGCUGCAGGCAGUGUUACUUUGUACAAACCCAUUUUAAUUUUAGAAUCAUUAAAAUCCAUUCCUACUGAUAGAAUGCUGGCUCUGGCUUUUUUGGUUUGGCUUGGCUUGGCUUGGCUUGGUUUGGUUUACUUUCAUUUCAACCCAGCUCUGGCAUAAAGAAUAGUGUCACCCUGUUCAGAGACUGGGAGAGGAGCAUACCCAAAUAGGGUGCAAACCCAAGGCUAUGCACAAAGGAGUGCUACCCAGGUGGUGGGCCCUCUCUGCAACUGGGAGGCUCUGAGCUGCUGGUGGCUGGUGUGGCCAUGGGGCAGCUCUGCCUCAGCUACUUAGGAAGUACUAUUGGGAGGGCCAACUGUGCCUCUCCUUUAGCUUUUGACUUGGGUGGCAGGGGUAGUGGAAGUCUGGGGCAUGGUCUCACUCUGUCAUCCAGUCAUGGCUAGCAUAAAACUUACAGUCCUGCCUCCUUCUCCGAGUGCUGGGCUCACAAGUGUCUGCCACUACGUCUAGCAGUACUGUUUCUUUCUUCUCUCUAAGGCAGGGUGUCACUUUGUAGCCCAGGCUAGCUUCAAACUCACCGGCUACCCUUGUGCCUCAGCCUUUAGACACAGUGAUGGCAGGCGUGUGCCACCACAGCCAGGUCUCAUCAGGCUGGGGUUUAACUUAGGGUCUCACACUGCUAGGCAAGUGGCCCACACUGAGGAAUAUCCCUAGAUCUUUAACAUUAUCUUGGUUUUUUUUAACACUAUUUAUUUAUUAUGUGUCUGCACAGUCUAGUA